Molecule: messenger RNA, 1278 nt
Organism: Lodderomyces orthopsilosis Co 90-125
Lineage: Eukaryota; Fungi; Ascomycota; Pichiomycetes; Serinales; Debaryomycetaceae
Exons: 1
Coding region: 1-1278 (425 amino acids)
Biological process (GO): positive regulation of transcription by RNA polymerase II; meiotic cell cycle
Cellular component (GO): nuclear chromosome
Molecular function (GO): DNA binding; DNA-binding transcription factor activity
Source: RefSeq, a predicted model, not a curated record
AUGAUUAGUUCCAACAACAAAAUGCAUGUCAAAUACACCCAUUCAGAUCCUAGUCAGUUGGAACGCUCAUAUCCGAAGCUAGCACCCAGGUCCAUUUUGCAAUUUAAAAUUGGUCCGCCAUUUGGUACUACAAUUGAAGUUUCGCCGCUUUUCAUUAAAUCUUCAGACUUGAAAUUGAACCCGAGAAUCCUGGCACGAAUAGAUAGGGGAUUCGAUUUUGAGGAUAAUAAGUGGGUUGGGUACAAACGUAACUAUUUUUCCUUGGUGACCACUUUUCUGUUUGAAGAACUCAGACCAAGCGUUUCAGUACUUCAGGAGCAUGGAUUCUAUUUAACAACGAUGGGAGAAUGUCACGAUAUCAAGAGGUUUGCAUUGAGGUUAGUUAGUAGAAAUGUUGAGGAUAAUAGCGAAGUCGCUUUAAUUCAACAUACAGCAAAGAGAACUAUAGGCGUCACUCCAUCAAUUAUUCACUGCAUUCCUGGAUCAUUACCAAGUCAUUCAGCAAUCAAACAAGGUUUUAAUGUCAGGAAUGGUGCAAAAGUGGAAAGGAUGAAACAAAUGUUUGUCACAAAGUACAGUCAGAUAGAUAUAAAGACUCAGGAUUCCGUUUUAUACGGAUACCCAAAAGGUGAACCGUUUAUCACAACAGCAAACUAUGAAAGAAUACAAUUCACAGCAUCAGUUGGAAGACGUAGGUCAUCUGAAAAGAAUGGGGUCAUAAUCCAGGUUCAACUCUUGGCUGAAUUGAAAGAAAAGGGAAGGUUUGCAAUUGUUGCUGUUGCAAACACCCCACCACUUACUAUAAGGGGGAGGUCACCAUCUUCGUACCCAAAAGCGAAACCACAAAUCCCAUUGCAACAAGUCGACAACGUCAAUAGUUUUUCAAACAUCCCACGUUAUGUUCCUUCUCCGUUAAGUCAAGGUUUGUACCAUUUCAACCAAGAAAAUCAAGUUCCCUAUUCAGAUGGGUCCCUCAAUUCAAAAAAUGCGUUCGAGUCGGGUAUUUACUCCAAACGGUCAUCAUCUAGUUCAUCAAGCUCAAACGAAAGCAAAUCUGGAUUCAAUGACAUUACCUUUUUUAACACAAUUGACAAGCUAACCCGGAUGGACCCAUUAUAUCGCUUAACGGGAGAAGAAUUAAGCGAGCACUUUAGUUCCUCGAGCUUUUCUCGUGAUUAUUUCACGUACAGUGAAGGCAAUUCCGACAUUACACCUUUGCCAGACAAAUCCGACAACUCUUGUGUUGUUCCUGAAUUGAUCUUCAGAGACUUGAUUUAA